This is a messenger RNA of Castor canadensis (American beaver), 4008 nucleotides long. RefSeq names its product SPATA31 subfamily F member 1 (gene Spata31f1). NCBI's taxonomy places the organism in Eukaryota, Metazoa, Chordata, Mammalia, Rodentia, Castoridae. The record is from RefSeq and is a predicted model, not a curated record.
AUGUUGAGUGCUUCAUGUGUUCUGUGGGAUGCUGAAUAUUCCUUAUAUUUCUAUGUCUUCAUCUUCAUCAUUGUCCUUAUUAUCUGGCAAGUGAAAAGGAGUUACUAUGGAUUGAGCUUGGAACCUAAAAGGAGCUGCUGUUGGCGUCACCGAAAAGUCAGGCAAAGGGCCAGAGAUGCAGCAUCAAGAGCUAGGAGACUUUUCCAGGAAGAAGCUGAGAAGCCAUGGAAGCUGCUCUCUGUCAUGAAAAGCCAGGCCUGGCUUCCUCAGGAGGAAAGAGUGCGGCAGCUCCUGUGUGCAGAUCCCUGCUGCCAAAUCUGCAGUGCCAUGGCUCUGGAGAUUCAGCAGCUGCUGGACAGUGGUGAGAGCAACCAAGUUUCCUCCACUUUAUUGGAGCCAUCGCAGGGCUCUUCUUGCCUAGAGAUGUUGUCAAGUGUGUCUUUAGAGCAGAAUCUGGAGCUUCGUUCUAGAUGCUACAGAGAUAUUUCACUGGCAUCUAUAAUCCCAACCCAGACACAAGUAACAGAGCACUUAGACCAUUCACCCAAUGCAGUCAGCAUCCAGGAAUACUGGACUGAUCACCUCCAGACAGGGCAGGAAUUUCAACUUCCAGACACGCCCAUGGACCCAGUGACUAUGACUUCUUCAAGGCUUGAGGAGACUAUGGUUCUAGUGAAUGAGCAGGAGAUGAUGCAGAACAACCUCAACUCUGUCCAGAGGAACCAGAACCAUCUGUCCUUAAAUUCUCAGGUCUCUUUUCUGUCCCAGAAUCCUGAGAACACUAACUUUGUACAACCUAUAGCCUUGCAUAUGGUCCCCACUGCCCACCUGCCAUUUCUUAGUCCAGAAGUCCACAGGCAUUUAGAGCUACAUGUUAAAAAAUGGACGCAUUUCCAGAGGUGGGGACUCCCCAGACGCGUAGAAGAUUCCCUAAGAGAAUUUAUGCCAUAUCCACCAAUGUACUGUCAGCCUGAAAAUAACCAACCAGUUUCUUUUAUUCUGAAUAAUACUUCUCAUGUCUGCGUUCAUACAUUAGGGACUAUUCCCCACCAGGCCUGGUGUUCAUACAUGGCUGGCCAACCCACGCAGACGUUUUGGGUUUCUGAGUGGUCUAUUACGGACCCAGAACAAAGACAUCAUUGCCAACAAAUCCCAAACACAAUGGCCAUUCACUUGAACUCUCCUGCUCUUAAAAUCCUAAAUAGUCUUUGUCCACUGCCUGGAGAACAAGCUAAUGACCCAGGGAGCAAUCUGCAGCAGGAAUACCAACAGCUAUUCUGUGGCCUUCCUUCUCUGCACAGUGAGUCCCUGGUGGCCACUCUCUUGGGCUCUCAAGGCCCCUCCGAGAACACGUCUAAGCCCCCCUUGAAGGACGGUCUCUGCAAAGAGCUCGCCUUCCUCCCCUUGCUGAGACAGCCGUGCAAUGACUCAGUCCCACCAAAUUCUCCAUCUUUCCCAAGUGGGGAGACUCCAUCUGAGCAUCAAGGAGCUCAGAUCACUGUCCCACUUCUGACUCUGGCUGAGUGUGAAGCCUUGGAAUGGCACCUGCUGCAGAGGCAGCUCCAGCUUCAAUGGGGCCUACCAGCCAUCUUCCAGAGAUCUCGGCAUGCCCAGAUCCCCAUUCACUGUGACCCUGGUAACAAAGCCCAGUCUCCCAAGACUGACAAAACUUCCUGGCCAGGGAAGCCCUUCUCAGUCCUCACCAGAGAGCUCUUCUUCUUCCUGGAGCAUGCCCGCAGGCUGCUGGAAUUCCACCUCCAGAAGCACUUGAUUCAUCUUCGUUGGGGCCUGCCCCAGAAGAUUCAACAGUCCUUCCAGUUGCUCCUUUCCUCCCCUGACCAGCAGCCCCUGUCCUGGAGCAGCACAGCUCUACCGAGCAUGAGCAUUGCUGAGCCUGGGGCCCUGGAGGCCAAUGGGGAUGGUUACCUCUCCUCACCUAUGGUGACCCAAGUGUCGAUUCCCAUGCCACACUUGUUUGUCCAGGUCCAGGCAAUGUUACAGAGCCACAUUGACACCAAAUGUGAACAGAUCCUCCAGGGUAAGAUCCCUGACCGUGUAUAUAGCUCCUGGGAAUGGAGAAUUCCUGGGGGCCUGGCAGUGGCUCCCCCCUCCUGCAUUCCACAAGGCCAGCAUCUGGAGCUACAAGCAGCAAAUGACCCUGGCCCACAUCACAAAGUUUUGCCCUGUGUGCCCAUGGCCCUUGAGCAGCAGCACCUGGCCUCAGCAGGUGAUGUCAUUGAACACCAUAAGCUGCCCCAAGCCCUGUCUAAGGAAAUCAUUGAGAAACUGGAGACAACUUUACAGCACAAGUAUUUGGUCUUCCUGUCAGGCCUGCCUGCACUCUACUGUGUGGCUCUCUCUAGGGCCAUGUCCCCAGCCACCACUAGCCAAUCUGUAAUGACAGAUAAGGUGCCUGAGUCUAUUGAAAUCCCACAGCAGACUCUGACCCAGAUGAGUUCACUUGAAGACCCCUGUAAGAGGCUUGAGCCAUGCUCUCAAGAUGACAAUGAGACUUGUGAAGACACUACAGAAAAGUUCCAGCAUGAAGUGCAAGUGGAAGAAAUGACUGAGAUGGCGCCUCCAGAAAGCCAGACAUGUCCUGGCAGCCCCUACUCACUCAAGACAUAUAUCAUGGCUAAAUUAAAUUUCCACCUGAGAAAAAAAGUCCUAGAGAUACAAUUGGGGAUUCCAGAAUGGGCAAAGGAGUCCCAGGACCCAACUGCAGCAGCCGCAGAGAACAAGUCCACACAGACUCUUGAGAAUCUAAACAACCAAGGAAGAACAGUGCUCCAGGAACUGCCCAUCCCACCAGACCCUCCUCCUGCCCCAGAUUCUGAGUGGCUCAACCCUAAAGAAAAGCUGGCCAUUGAGUUGAAGGCAGUGCAGCACAACCAAAAACAACCAAGUUCUAAAACAGUGCCCCUUGAUGACCACUGGGCCUCCAAAAUCUCACCACCCAGUGGGGACAUGAGUGAGACCCAGGUGCUUUGUGUUCAGAUCCAGGCCAGUAUGAAAAACUCCAGCCUGGAGGAACCCUGGGGCCCUGAGCCCAAAAGCCCUGGCAAGAACAAAGUCACAACCCAUGGCCCCAUACUGACAGAAAAGAGAGAGGACCCAGGGAAACCCAAGGCAGCAGGGGAUCUCGGAGGAGGGGAUGCAGGCCUUGGGCUGUCCUCAACCAGUGAAAAUAGACAGCAUGCUGAAGAUCAGAGGCCAGAAGUUAUGUUUCUGAGUAAGACACCCCAAGACUCCUGGCGAUGGAGACAUAGAUUUCAUCCUACAGAUUCCUGUCAACACAGUUCCCAGCAUGGUCGUCAGCCUCAGCUUCCAGAGCCACCUGCAGGAGUCCCCAGGAGAAAAGAAACUGAUCGUGACAGGCAAGACAGUCAAACUAAGCUAAAAGGCAUCCUCUCAUCUGAAAGGAGUCCCAAGCAUACUCAGUCUGUGGUACGCUGGGCUUCCCAUGGCCAGCCUGUCCUGCGCCAACCAAUUCAGGGUAAGCCUUUGCAGGGACAAACUUUGCAAGGUCAAGUUUUGCAGGGGCAGGUGAUGCCAGCCCUUGCUCCCAAGAGACCCAGUCUUCCAGAGUCUGGCCUGAGAAAUAAGAUGAAAUCCUUUUUGAGCCGCAUUAACCCCGAGAUGAAAGGCAAAGGGCAAGUGGAAUCCAUGCCCUCUACAGCUGGCAAAGAGGCCAAACCCAGAAAAGAAACUGCUGAAAAGAGUGUGGCUCCAGUCAAAAGCCCCAUGAAGAGAACUAAGCCAGAGAAGCCAAUAGGGCACCCCAAGGUCCGGUCUGCCCCCAGUGAGAAGCCAGCUGGUUCUCAUUCCCCAGACAAUAAGUUCGGGCUACGCUCCCGACAAGGAUCUGCCCCAGUUCAGGUCCACCCCAGCCACUGCCCUCGGCACUGUCCUCGAAUGGCUUUGCCACCCAACCAGGGAACUCAGCCUAUCUCCCAACCCUCACCUCCGAAACAUCAUCCUGCUCAAGGAUUACACUCAGGGCAAUGA